This is a messenger RNA of Racocetra persica, 1056 nucleotides long. The record is from the annotation of a GenBank genome assembly. NCBI's taxonomy places the organism in Eukaryota, Fungi, Glomeromycota, Glomeromycetes, Diversisporales, Gigasporaceae.
AUGGUUGAGCCUAAGAUAUUAGUAUUCGGUUCUAUUAAUAUCGAUGAAUUUUUCGAUGUUCCACACAUUGUCUUUAGUGGUGAGACUAUAACAAGUGCCAAGUAUACGCAAAAAGCUGGUGGAAAAGGCGCUAAUCAAUCAGUAGCUAUAGCAAAAGCAGGUGCAAGGGUAUGGCAUGUUGGAAAAAUUGGUCAUGACGGAAUUUGGAUUAAACAAUACAUGGAAAAUCAAUUAGUGAAUGUGGAUCAUAUAAUUAUAUCUAAAGAACAGCCAACUGGACGAGCCAUCAUUCAACUUUCCCAAGAAACACGAGAUAAUGCUAUAAUUCUGCUACCAGGAACGAAUUAUUUGCUGAACGAAAUUGAAGCACAAGAAGUUUUAGCCCAAGGCUUUGGAAAAGGUGAUUGGUCAGUUUUUCAAAAUGAAAUAGGACUUAUUGGUGGUAAGAUAUUGAAACUUUGCAAAAAUCUUGGACUGACGACUGUUUUAAAUGCAGCACCAAUUUCAGAAAAUAUUACAAAAACAUUUUCAUUUGAUCUAGUAGAUUAUUUAAUUGUCAACAAACUAGAAGCAACUCAAUUAUAUCGACAAAUUUUUACUAUUAAUGUCACUAGUGAAUUGUCAUCGUCAGAAUUACUGGAUGCACUUUCAAAUGCAUUUCCACAAUUAAUUGGAAUUAUUAUUACUCUUGGAAGUGAUGGAUUAGUAGCUUGGUUUGGCCCAGAAAAACGAGUCUAUACUUUACCUGCAUUUAAAACAACAUUGUGUGAUACCACUGGAGCUGGUGAUGCAUUUACUGGCUAUUUUGUUGCUAGCCUUGCUAGAAAUCAAUUGAAAAAUGAAAAAAAUAGUGGACUUAUAUCAGUUGAUACUGAAUCAUCUAUUUUACUAACGGCUGAGCAAUUUUUGAAUUCAUUGAAAGAAGCAAUUGUGGCUGCUGGAUUAGCUGUUAGCAAGCAUGAUUAUCCAUACAAACCUCAUAUUUUAAAAAUCCCAUCACAGUUUGAUUUAUCCUUGCCAUGUCCGCCCAAGUUUUUGGAAAAAAAAAUCUUAUGA